Messenger RNA from Leptopilina heterotoma, 1554 nucleotides. Its product is annotated as tRNA N(3)-methylcytidine methyltransferase METTL6. The coding region runs from base 204 to 1016 and encodes 270 amino acids. The record is from RefSeq and is a predicted model, not a curated record. The transcript is spliced from 10 exons. NCBI's taxonomy places the organism in Eukaryota, Metazoa, Arthropoda, Insecta, Hymenoptera, Figitidae.
CUGCUUGCCUCGUUCACUUUCUCUUGGACUUCCUCAGCGAUAAAGUGUCUACUUGAAUUUUUAGUGCGAAAAAAUUUAUUUUCAAAAAAUGUGCAUUUUAUUGUCGUCUAAUCGAUAGUUUUUUAUAAUGAUUUACUUACUUUUUUUAAAAUAAAAUUUACUUAUCUAUUUAAGUAGAAAAUAAUUCGUGAAAUUCAUAAAAAAUGACUGAUUUCUCAGAACCUCAUUCCGACCACGUGGCGAAAUGUCUAACGUCUCUGGAAAUUGAGAAACUUGAUGCACAAAAUUCACGAAUGAUUUCUGAAUUUCGUGCCAAUCAAUUAGAAAAAGAUGCUAAAAAAUAUUGGGAUUUAUUUUAUAAAAGAAAUGAAACGAGAUUCUUUAAAGAUCGACAUUGGACUACAAGAGAGUUCCAAGAAUUAUUAAGUUUAGACGACUCUAAAAAGCAAAUUCUUUUGGAAGUUGGGUGCGGUGUGGGAAAUUUUAUUUAUCCUUUAAUUGAGGAUGGAAUUAUGUUCCGAAAAGUAUUCGCUUGUGAUUUAUCUCCGAGGGCAGUUGAAUUUGUCAAGAUGCACAAUCUCUAUGAUCCAGAAAAGAUCGAAGCUUUUCAAGCUGACGUUACAUUAGAAGAGUGUUUCUCAAAUAUCGAUAUUCCAAUAGAUAUUGCAACUCUUAUAUUCGUUUUGUCAGCAAUACAUCCGGAUAAAUUUAAACGAGUUGCAAAAAAUUUGUUCAAUAAAUUAAACAGCGGAGGCAUGAUAUUAUUCCGAGAUUACGGAUUAUACGACAUGGCUCAACUGAGAUUUAAGGCAGGGCAUAAGAUUGCAGAAAAUUUUUACAUGCGACAAGAUGGUACAAGGAGCUACUACUUUUCAAUUGAAGAGGUCAAAAGUCUUUUCGAGUCUUGCGGCUUUGAAACUGUGUCCUGUUCCUACAUUCAAAGACGUACCGUCAAUGUAAAAGAAAACAUUGAUGUGCCUAGAAUUUUUGUCCAAGCAAAAUUUAAGAAACCUUGAAAAUGAGUGUUGCAUUAAAUUUUUGAAGAAUUGAAACUGAGAUUUUUCUUUGAAGCUUUUGCAAGAUCCGAAUCAGCAGAAAUUAGGCGUUUCACUACAUCAAGUUCGAGUAUGACGUCAGAUAGCUGGAGGGAAAAACAGCAGAUUUUUCUUUGAAGCUUUUGCAAGAUCUGAAUCAGUGUCGCAUUCAAUCGAUUGCAUUAAGUUUUUGAGCAAUUGAAACUGAGAUGUCUGCAACUUCUAAAUCAGAUAUUCCUUCCUGUACUUGAAAAGAUGUCUGGAAUCAAAACAAAAAAUUGUUUUCAAACUUCAGAGCAGGUCUUCUCUAUAAAAUUUGCUGCCUGAAGCUAAAGCGAAAUCGAGAUGAUCGAGAAUGAGGAAUGGAAAUGGAAAAUAGGUGUUCGUAGUCCUCAAUUUUUUAAUCGACCAUCAGAGUAUUUUUAUAUACUUUUCAUUAAUAAAAAAUUAUUUCGAAAGCUCUCACGUACUUGUAUCUCAAAAUAAAGUUAAAGUUUUAAUAAAUUAUUUUUAAAAAAUA